Malassezia globosa CBS 7966 is the source of this 5064-nucleotide messenger RNA. RefSeq lists its product as uncharacterized. The transcript has a single exon. The coding region runs from base 1 to 5064 and encodes 1687 amino acids. Lineage: Eukaryota; Fungi; Basidiomycota; Malasseziomycetes; Malasseziales; Malasseziaceae. The record is from RefSeq and is a predicted model, not a curated record. Gene Ontology annotation, molecular function: ATP binding; ATP-dependent chromatin remodeler activity; ATP hydrolysis activity.
AUGAUGUACACUGAGCUAUUGAGCCGCGAACGUCUGCAACAUGCUAAGAAAGAUGUACUUGGGAAGCUGGGUCUUGGAUUUGGUGCCGAUGAUAUCGACGUGGGCAUCGACAUGGAUGCUGAACUAGGCACCAAGCUCAAGAGCGACCCUGGUUUUGAUGCUGAUACAGUCAAGUCCGAGCAGGCUCAUCGACGACCGUCAUCAGCUACCGUGAAGCCAGAGCCAGAACCAGAGCCAGAGCCAGAACCGGAGCCAAACCGUGUACUCAGUGCACGCGAGCGGAAUCAGCUCAAGCGCAAGCGCAAGCUCGAAGCCAAGUCACAAGCGCGCACGCCUUCUGCGCGUAUGGAGCCGGAGAAGCGCACAAAAAUCGAUGUACCUGUGGACCAAACGGUGGCACACACAGCAGCUGCUGCGAUGUCGCUCCAGGUGCGCCGAGGCGAGUGGCCCUUUCGGGCGCUGGCCGAGCUCUUAAGUGUAGAACUCUUCAGUCCUACAUGGGAAGCGCGCCAUGGCGCAGCGCUUGGCCUGCGUGAACUUUUCCGCACACAAGGCAGUGGCGGUGGGCGGGUGAUGGGUGUGUCGAAAAGCGAGAAUGACAACUGCCAUGCCCAAUGGUGUGAAGAUCUUGCCGUGCGUUUGCUCUGUGUAUUUGCCCUUGAUCGCCUGGGUGACUUUGUAUUUGACCAUGUCGUUGCGCCUGUGCGUGAGACUGCGUCACAAACCCUCGCACAGCUUCUUCCUCACAUGACGAGUGAGCUCGUGCGCUCAACGCAUCACGUCUUGCUAGAGAUGGUGCGUCAGGACUCCGUGCGUGCAGCUGGGAUUGUAGGGAAAGCCGGGCAACGGCCGUAUAUUUGGGAAGUUCGACAUGCCGGCCUGCUUGGCAUUAAGUACGAAGUCAUGAUGCGUGUAGAUGUGCUGGGUGUCGAAGACGAUAUGCUGUCGGAUGUACUCGAUGUGGCGCAACUCGGCCUACAUGACGAUGACGAUGACGUGCGCGCCGUUGCUGCAGCGAUGCUGCUUCCCAUCACGCAUAACAUCGUCACGUAUCAGCUGCAGCGCGUGCCAGAUCUGGUCGAUCAACUCUUUUCAUGUAUUGGCGACAAGCGAGACGACUUAUCGAGCAGUGCUGCGAGUGCGAUGGAUCUACUAUCUGCACUCGUUGGGCAUGCACAAGUUCUGAGCAUUCUCGAUUCGGUGUCGCUAUCGCGGCAAGUCACGACGCUCUUCCGCUUCUUCCGCCACACCAUCACGAAUGUCCGUCUAUCGAUGCUGCAUGCGAUGCUUGCAUUGCUUCAGUGUGAAUCUUUGCCGCACGACUGGGUCAACGAUGCUUUUAUUCGUCUGCUGUUUCAGAACAUGCUCGUCGAGGAACGGUCAUCCAUUCGUGACGCAACAACGCGCGUUUGGACACAUACGCUCCAGGUGCUUGGUCCGCGCAUUGCUGAGUUUGUGGCGCCUCACCUUCCGACACUCUUUUGUUUGGUCAUGACACCUAUCGGCACACCGAUGGAUACCUCACUCUUUUACGUGCCGCCACUCGCACGCACUGAACACAACAUUGAUCGAGGUAUUCUUGCGCAGGAUUUGACGUUGGUCGGUAUGGACACUGUUUUACGUGGUCGCAUAGGUGCUGCUUCUGCUCUUGGCGAAGUCCUCGCCCACAUCCCAUCAGCAAUGCUGAAGGAGUCAUGCGCACUGCUCCACGAUGCUCUGUUGUCCACCUCGGCAUUACAAAAAGCACUCGCAGCGGUUGUGGCGCAGCGCUGGGCUGAAUGUGUUGCAGAUCCGGCGGCUCUCCUUGCUGUGCCUGAUAGCCCAGUGGCAUCUUUGCAUUCGUGCCUACUGCAUCUAUUGGAUGCAUCGAUGCCAUCCAUGUACAAUGAGAUGCAGAUUCUGCUACAGCGCAUGCAGCAUGAGUGUCACAUGCUCAUCCAGGCGCUUGUGCGUGAUGCGCAGAUUCCGCGCGAGCGCUUGCCGAGUCUGCCGGAACCGUGGUCAGUGACACAUGCGCAGUCUAUGAUCGAGGCUGCUGCGUUGGCACCUGAGUGUUCGACGGCACAGGAACAAGUAUGCAAGAUCCAGCGUGUUAGGGAGCAGUAUGAGUUGACCAAGGAGACACAGGACGUGCUUGUGCUCGCGGCGGUAGCGGGCGCUGUGGUCGCAUGGGGCAUCUUGCCACCGAAGUUGAACCCACUUAUCCGAAGCUUGAUGAACAGUAUCAAGUACGAAGAAAUCGCUGAUCUGCAGAUACGCGCUGCCGCUUCCAUAGCGCGGCUCAUUCGCCUGUGCACGAUGCCACAGGCGAGCGCGAAUCCCAGCUCGAAGAUUAUCAAAAAUCUUUGCGCCUUCGUGUGCCAAGACACGGCCACUACACCCCUAUUUGCCGAGACGCGUCAGACACGCGAAGGCAUUGGCGCUCUGCUUGAUUUGGAUGCAAAACCUGCAGGACAGGGACCUGGCAUGCCUGAUGACAACACAACCAUGUCGCCAGGCCGUCUCAUCCGCCGUGGUGCAGAAUUUGCUUUGCAUCACAUAUGCGACGAGUUUGGCCCGCAGCUUUGGGAUCGCGUGCCGAUUCUCUCUACAUGCUCGGCAGAGCCGCUGAUCCACGCCAUGAGUGUGGACGAGACUUCUACCCCGGGUGAUGCGCCAAUGGACGACUCAGUCGGCCAGGCAAUCCUGGACGCUUGCACUGUGGUAGCGUGUAUUGCGCCACACGUGCAUGCAGAGCUGCACGGUUCUCUCGUGCGUCUACUUGAUGCGCUCGUGCGUAUAACACAGAACGAACACAUGGUGCUUCGCAGUGCCGGCGCGUGCUGCUUCAGCGUGCUGACGAAGUGCAUCACUGACGAGGCAAUGCAUGUCCUUGUUGAAAGGAUUGUGCCGAUGCUCGGAGAUGCCACACUACUGCAUCGACAGGGGGCCAUGGAGGUGAUCUCUCGUACGGUGCGUGUGCAAGAUGAACGGCUUUUGCCGUAUGUCCUAUUCCUUGUUGUCCCAGUGCUGGGCCGUAUGAAUGAUAGUGAUGAAUCCGUGCGAUUGCUCGCAACGAACACAUUUGCUGAGCUUGUGAAGCUUGUGCCAUUGAUUCAUGGUCUACCAGACCCACCGAACUUCUCCGCGGCUCUUCUUGCUCGACGGGAGGAGGAGAAAGCAUUCCUAUCGCAGCUCCUUGACGGCUCCAAAGUUGAACCCUACAAAGUGCCCGUGGAAAUGAAGGUCCAGCUGCGGCCUUAUCAGCAAGAUGGCGUAAGCUGGAUGGCAUUUCUUGCUCGGUACCAACUGCAUGGCAUCUUGUGCGAUGACAUGGGGCUAGGAAAAACAUUGCAGUCAAUCACACUCUUGUCCUGCAAGCACCAUGAGCGAAGUCAGCGUUGGUCUCAGACACAAGCGGCAGAUGCACGUCCUGUACCAUCGCUUAUUAUUUGCCCACCAACGCUUACGGGUCACUGGGUGCACGAGAUCCGACAGUUUUCGCCCAAUCUCACUCCUUUGUUGUAUGCGGGCCACCCCAGCGACCGAGCUCGGCUCAAGUCGCAGAUCGACAAAGUUGAUGUCGUCGUCAUGUCGUACGAUGUGGUGCGGAAUGAUGUACAAGAUCUCGCACCGCGCUCAUGGUUCUAUUGUAUUCUUGAUGAAGGCCAUGUUAUCUGCAGUCCGAAGACUAAGACGACACGAUCUGUCAAGCAAAUCCAGGCGCAGCACAGGCUGAUUCUGUCUGGAACCCCGAUCCAAAACAACGUGCUAGAGUUGUGGAGCUUAUUUGACUUUUUGAUGCCGGGCUUCUUGGGCUCGGACCAGUCGUUCCAUGAGCGCUUUGCGCGGCCUGUGCUGGCGUGUCGCUCAGGCAAGCCUAGUGCUUCGGACAAAGAAGCAGCGACGCUUGCGCUGGAAGCGCUGCAUAAGCAGAUUGUGCCUUUCCUUUUACGGCGUUUGAAGGAAGACGUAUUGAAUGAUUUGCCACCGAAAAUCAUCCAAGACGUGGAGUGCGAGCUGAGUGAUGUGCAAAAGAAGCUUUAUGACGAGUUUAUCAAGUCUAAGGACCGAGAAUCUGUGGAAGAUGCCCUCGUGGAGACGGCAAGGAAAGGAAAGAAGGACAACGGAGAUGACGACGUCGGUAACGGUGGCGGCGAUGAUGAUGACGACGACGACAAGGUGCCUCAGCAGCACGUGUUCCAGAAACUCCAGUACUUACGCAAGCUUGCGAAUCAUCCGUCACUGGUACUAGACCCUGCGGUACCAGCGCAAAAGAAACUGCUUGAUCAGGUCAAUGCAAGUCGCGGUACCCUCGCAGGUUUAACACAUGCACCGAAGCUCCAAGCACUGCGGCAGCUGCUUCUGGAUUGUGGCAUUGGCGUCGAGUCGCAGAACAACGAUGCCGCAUUGAUCGGCGCUGAUACUGGCGCAUCCGUUUCGCAGCAUCGUGUGCUUAUUUUCUGUCAAAUGAAGCAGAUGCUCGAUGUGAUUGAGCGCGACUUGUUCCGUGCGUUGAUGCCCAGUGUGACAUACCUGCGACUGGAUGGCAGUGUGAGCAGUGAUCGUCGGCAUGGCAUUGUUCAGUCGUUUAAUGCGGACCCCAGUAUUGAUAUCUUGCUACUUACGACGUCUGUCGGUGGUUUGGGUUUGACGCUGACCGGCGCUGACACUGUGAUUUUCGUCGAGCAUGAUUGGAAUCCCAUGAAAGACUUGCAAGCCAUGGAUCGUGCGCACCGUCUGGGCCAGAAGAAAGUCGUGAACGUGUACCGACUCAUCACGCGCGACACACUCGAAGCGAACAUUAUGGGUUUGCAGCAGUUUAAGAUGAACAUUGCCAACUCAGUUGUGACGCAGCAAAACAAGUCGAUGGAGAACAUGGACACAGACCGCAUUCUCGACUUAUUUGGACCGACAGCAGCUGAGCCUGCCAUUGGCCAGGCCUCUGUGUCGGCGCAGAAGGCUAAAAGCAAAACGAAGGGCAUCAGUCAGAAGGCUUUGCUUGCGAGUCUCCAGCAGACGCCGGACGUUCACAAUGACGAGGAGUAUGCGGAUAUGGAACAAUGGCGACCUACCGCAUCGUGA